Molecule: messenger RNA, 1207 nt
Organism: Andrographis paniculata
Lineage: Eukaryota; Viridiplantae; Streptophyta; Magnoliopsida; Lamiales; Acanthaceae
Product: probable protein phosphatase 2C 61
Exons: 4
Coding region: 49-1011 (320 amino acids)
Biological process (GO): protein dephosphorylation
Molecular function (GO): protein serine/threonine phosphatase activity
Source: RefSeq, a predicted model, not a curated record
AUAUAUUAUUUGGAUUCCAAAUUAAACUAUCUGAAGAAGAAUACAAAAAUGGGGAUCUGUGCUUCCUCAAACGUUGUUCAUUCUUCUUCAGACGCCGACGACAUUUUUGGCGCCGCCGUCGUUUACUGCUCGAAAACCACCGCCGGCCGGCGAGGUUCCGCCUACUCCCUCACCGGAAGCAAAGGCCUCAACCAAGAUUCCGCCAUUCUUUACCAGGGUUACGGGGGUGAGGAUGGGGUGCUGUGUGCGGUGUUUGACGGGCACGGUCAGAACGGCCACGCUGUCAGCAACCUCGUACGGAACCACCUGCCGGAGCUGCUUCUCCGCCACCACAACAACACCUCCGGCGACGGCGAGAAUAAUAAUAUGAUUAAAGAAGCAUGUGUGAUAAGUGCAUUUACAGCCAUGGAUAAAGAUAUCAAGAUUCUUCAUGAUCAGACAACCUUCGACUUGGCCUCCAGCGGAAGUACAGCUGCACUUGUCAUCAAACAUGGAGAAGAGUUGGUGGUGGCGAAUCUUGGAGAUUCUCGAGCUAUUUUAGGACAACGAAGCGAUGGGAAGAAGGGAGAGAAAGUCGUCCCUUUUCAGUUAACCACGGACCUCAAGCCCGGACUUCCAUGCGAAGCAGAGAGAAUAAGAAAGUGCAAAGGCAGAGUUCUUGCACUUAAAGAAGAAUCCCAUAUUCUAAGAGUAUGGCUGCCGUACGACGACUCGCCGGGCCUCGCCAUGUCACGGGCCUUCGGCGAUUUCAUGCUCAAGCAGUACGGCGUUAUUGCAACCCCCGAUAUCUCUUACCACCAUUUAAGUCCCGAUGACGAGUUUCUUGUAAUAGCGACCGAUGGGGUGUGGGAUGUCCUCACUAAUGAGACCGUCGUGUCCAUUGUCUCGUCGGCGAGGAGCCAAGAAGAAGCUGCGAAGCUUGUGGUCGAGGAGGCUGCAGCCGCGUGGGAGAGCAAAUACCCGAAUUCGAGAAGGGAUGAUUGUACUGUUGUUUGUCUUUUUUUGCGAUAAAAUUGAAUGCGUCUUAUAUGGUUACGGAUGUGCAUUGAAAGCGAAUCUGUUGAUUCGAAUAUAAAAAUUCGAAUUUUUUUUUUGAAAAAAUAAAAAUAAAAAUUUAAUUUCAAGGUUUAUAUUUUCCAAUUUCAAAUUUUUGAUUGAAUUGAUGGAAUUGCAAGUGAACAAUAUAAAUUUCGGUUAUUUAAACUCU